Messenger RNA from Durusdinium trenchii, 876 nucleotides. The record is from the annotation of a GenBank genome assembly. Lineage: Eukaryota; Dinophyceae; Suessiales; Symbiodiniaceae.
AUGGCGCUGGUGCUGGGCGUGCGCUGGGCCUUUGUGGGACCCACGACGUGCGAACGAGAAGGAGUGGUGCGGCGGAGUAAGGCAGAGGGUGCACCAGAGCCUGCCAGCUUGGAGGCUGGGACUUUGGAAGUCAUCGGAGAGAAUACUUCCGCCGCGGUGCGGCUCCUGUACUCUCCCGGCGUCCAGUCCUUGUUGGCCUUACUCAGCAAGUUGCAGACCACCUCGGAUGGAUCUGGCACGUGCUUGCAAUCGCUGCUUCAGAACAUCCCGAAGGUGUUGGAGAACGUGAGCGAGCAGGAGAUCCCCAGCGAUGUGGAGUCUGACUUUGAAGAUGCCUUGCAGGAGUUGGCCAACACCUUCAACCUUACAGAAAACAUUGACCUCGACAACACUGAGAUCAAAGUCGAGGCUACUGUCCUUCAGAGACUCAGCCGCUUGAGGCUUGUCCAGCGGAUCCCGGAGAUGGCGGAAAGGAUGGCUCCCUUUGAGGUGUUUUUUCCGGCCAGCUUGGCUGAAAAGAGCGCCGUGCCCCAGACGGAGCUGCUGCAGGCGCUGCGUGCCGCUGCCAAGGACGUGCAAGAGGCGCAGCCCUCAACCUGGUCCACGGGUGCCUUUGAGGAAGCCGCCGAGCUGGUCGAACGGAACCCGGUGAUCAAGGAGGUGGGUGAGGCCUUGACGAAGAACAUCGAGGAAAGCAUUGCAGACUUUUAUGGCACAACCACUGCGGCUGCCUUUGGCUUUUUGCUCUUCCAGCUGCUCUUCCUGGGGUUGCUUUUCGCCGCCUGCUGCGGACCCUUCCAAGGAGGCGGUCCAACGGCUCCCACAGGCGAUCCCAACCUUCCUCUCUACACUUUGGGUGGCACCUUUGGCGGCUGA